GUCUAUGGCAAUUAUAUAUAUUACAUAAUAAAACUAACUAAUCCAUACCAAAAGUAAUUGAAAACAAAAAUUAAAAAACAAUUGAGGGCGAUUUGAUAAUGAUAUAUGGUAACAUGGGAAAAAUAUGUGGGUAAGACACAAAUAGAAAUCUCGUAUUUAAUGCAGUGGAAACGAAUCAUGAAAUCUAUGACAGCUGCGACAAGGUGCGAGAAAGAGAGAAAAAGAGAAUAAGAAUGGUAAUGGCAGGCAGUAUCACCAGGAGCGUCAGACAUGAUAUCAUCUGACCGAUGACUCAACUCGAGUUCAGCAAAAGCAUCAGUAUGUUCGAAGCAGUGAAAGACAAUCAUUGCAAUGAGUAUAGACCAUGGAAUUACGAUUUACUUGGUGGAGAUUCUGUAAAUAAGAUACUAGAUGAUGAUGAACAGGAUUUAAGGAAUUCUAUGGUAGAUGAUCUUGUUGCUAAAAUUUUAGAUGAUGACUGUAUUACUGGUAAUGAUAUAUUUACCAAUCAUUAUAAUGAUACUGUGCAACAGCAUGAAGUUGGGGCUCCAAUUUCAUUAGAUUGUAAGACUAGAUUAGGUAAAAAUGCAUAUCUCACAAAUACUAAUGAUGUUCAUAUGACUUAUCCCGAAGUACAAGUAGAAAAUAAUGCAUUAAAUAUAAAUGGAAAUGACCAAGAAUAUAAAAAUAUCUCUACUGGAUUAAAUUCACUGAAUUUUAACCUUUGUUUGGAAGAACAAAACUAUGAUAAGACUACUUUAUAUACUAAUGGACACAUCAAUAAUGUAGAGAGAACCAUACAUAUAUCUGAUAAUAGUGUUCAAAAAUCAGGACAACAAUAUCAUGCUCAGGUUAUAAAUAAUGAAUCCUUUAGUUCCAUGCAGAACUCAUAUACUCCUUUAUCUAAUAACGGUUUAAUUACAACAACCAGUAACUUAAAUUAUAAUCCCCAUUCUGCCAAUUGGUCUGAUACCUUGUUUAAUGACGAAUGUGUUAAGGGUUUGUUUGGACACUAUUCACAAUUACAGUCUUGUAACAAUAUUGAUUAUGAUUUAAAUGUUGCACUGAAUUUAUCACUUAAUUCAGAAGAUAACACUUUUAAUGAAAUGCAACUUUGUUGCAAAAUACCUCAAAAUUCUCAUAAUGAUAUAUUGAACAUUCAUGAUUCCUGUAACGUGCCUGCUAAUAGUCUAGGAUACUCUUCUAGCUCAAUUGUAACUGAUUUAACUGCUGAUUCUGGUUUUGUAUCAAACGCAUCAUCGCAGCAUUUUUCUCCUAUCAAUUACUAUUCCAAUAACCUUCAACAAAGCACAUGUGAAGAGUACAAAAAUUAUCAUGAGAUGUCCAAUUUAAUUGUUAACAACAUUGCUAUAUCUAGUGAGCAGUUGUAUCUAAAACAACAAAAUUCUCGUACCUGUAAAUUAGAUGAUACAGUGUCAUUGGCGACUGAACAUUUGGACAAGGGUGUUGUUAAUCCUUUAAAUCUCACUGAAUCACAGCAAUUUGUUUUAAAUAAUGAUAGUCACAGAAACAGUGCAAUAUCACACGACCAAAGACUGAAUACUCUUAUAAAGAUGCUCAGUUCUAAGGGUAAUAAUGAUGUUAAUAGCAAAUUGCAUGAACAGCAGGUAUUUUCACCUGUUGGUUAUUCUCAUAAUUUAGCUACAGCUGCUGUUGCAACUCAAGAAUAUAAGCAAUUGCAACAGCUCAAAUUCAAUUGUCAGACAGCUAAUGACUGUCAGCACUUGAUGAUUAACGAUGCUGAUGCCUUGAAAUUCAUGCAACAACAUAACUCUCAAAUUAAUCAUAAAAGGUCCAGUAAUAUUUUAAAUACUUAUAAAAUGACAACUGGAUACGAUUUAUCAAACAGCAUGAAUUUUUCAUCUAGUAAUUUUAUGUCACAGCAACAUCUUGUUACUAAUAAUAAUAAUAGCAUUGAUAAUGAGUUUUUCAAUCAUCUAUUAAAACAACGCCAACAACAGCAGCAUAUAAAAAAUGUGCCUACAAUAUCUUCAAACACUGACAUAUUUUUUAAUGCUGGUUUAAUACAAAGCACGAACACAAAUGUAUUUUCGAAUCAUGCAGUGAUGCCUUUACCAGUAACUGUACCAUCGUCUAUAUCUAUAUUCGAGAGUGGUUUAGGAUACAGAAAUAGCAAUUCAACAAGAAGAUCAGGCCCAUCCAGGAUAUUAUAUUCAAGAUUAGAACAAACUUAUGAGCAAUUCAAACAAUUGGAGAAAGAGCGUAAGAAGUGUGAGGCUGGCCUCGCUGCGCAUUUUCCUGGAAAAAAAGUAACAAGUGCUAACAACAUAUCAAUUCCUAGACUUCAAGGUAGUCCAUCAAGAGUCGAUAAACUCAUUAUCGAUCACUUCCGAGAACACGCUCGUGUUAUUACACUUAUAACAAAAAUGGAACGUCUUCGAGCUGCUGAAAUGAAUCAAAGAAUACACAAUGCUGUGGACCAUUGGCGAGAUGCUAUAAAAUUUGUUCAGGAGCGACGUAAACAAGAAAUUACCAAUACGAAUAAACGUCAAAAAGAAAACUUACAUGGUAUUUCAAUUCAUGAUGAUAAUGCUUUUCCAGACAUACAAGCACUGGCCGAGAGCAUUUAUAAAUUAACGGAAGCUUCACGCUUUGCAAGGACUGCAAUGUUCAAUGCUAUGCAGGCGACGCUUCUCUAUGAUAGUGAAGUUGAGAACAAAAUUGUAGAAACCAAUCAAGAUAUUAUAGUAAAUGUGCAAUCUAAAGAAAUCGAUGUUUUUAAGGAGAUAAUUGAUUCGGCUUCUAUAGGAGUUGUUGGAGCUGUAUUGGUAGUUAACGAGGAAACUACUGACCGUACUUAAAAAGAAUACCAACUUUAUUUAAUCAUACUUUCUAUUACUUUUUUAUUAAACAUGAUUGCUUAACUUUGAUCAACGCUCAAAUAAAUACAUAGAAUAAGUGAGAGACGUUAC
Molecule: messenger RNA, 2954 nt
Organism: Ceratosolen solmsi marchali
Lineage: Eukaryota; Metazoa; Arthropoda; Insecta; Hymenoptera; Agaonidae
Exons: 9
Coding region: 288-2843 (851 amino acids)
Biological process (GO): male meiosis I; female meiosis I; meiotic cell cycle
Cellular component (GO): nucleus; cytoplasm
Source: RefSeq, a predicted model, not a curated record